Molecule: messenger RNA, 3129 nt
Organism: Diceros bicornis minor
Lineage: Eukaryota; Metazoa; Chordata; Mammalia; Perissodactyla; Rhinocerotidae
Gene: ACTN2
Product: actinin alpha 2
Exons: 21
Coding region: 93-2777 (894 amino acids)
Biological process (GO): muscle cell development; actin cytoskeleton organization
Cellular component (GO): cortical actin cytoskeleton; cell projection; cell junction
Molecular function (GO): calcium ion binding; actin filament binding
Source: RefSeq, a predicted model, not a curated record
CCGAGCUCCGCGCGCCCCGCCGGCCCCGCCGCGCCUCUGUCCGUCCGUCCGAGCCCCGCGCGCCCCGCCGCAGCCCCGGCCACCUGAGCGCCAUGAACCAGAUAGAGCCCGGCGUGCAGUACAACUACGUCUACGAAGAUGACGAGUACAUGAUCCAGGAGGAGGAGUGGGACCGCGACCUGCUCCUCGACCCGGCCUGGGAAAAGCAGCAGAGGAAGACUUUCACUGCCUGGUGUAAUUCCCACCUAAGGAAAGCUGGCACCCAGAUUGAGAACAUCGAGGAAGACUUCAGGAAUGGCCUUAAGCUCAUGCUGCUUUUGGAAGUCAUCUCAGGGGAAAGGCUGCCCAAACCUGACCGAGGAAAAAUGCGAUUCCACAAAAUUGCUAAUGUCAACAAAGCCUUGGAUUACAUAGCCAGCAAGGGCGUGAAACUGGUGUCCAUCGGGGCUGAAGAAAUUGUUGAUGGCAAUGUGAAAAUGACGCUGGGUAUGAUCUGGACCAUCAUCCUUCGCUUUGCGAUUCAGGAUAUUUCAGUUGAAGAAACCUCUGCCAAAGAAGGUCUGCUGCUUUGGUGUCAAAGGAAAACCGCUCCUUAUAGAAAUGUGAACAUUCAGAACUUCCACACUAGCUGGAAAGACGGCCUUGGACUCUGUGCGCUCAUCCACAGACACCGGCCCGACCUCAUUGACUACUCAAAGCUUAACAAGGAUGACCCAAUAGGAAAUAUUAACCUGGCCAUGGAAAUUGCAGAGAAGCAUCUGGAUAUUCCCAAAAUGUUGGAUGCUGAAGACAUUGUGAACACUCCCAAACCCGAUGAAAGAGCUAUCAUGACAUACGUUUCUUGCUUCUACCAUGCUUUUGCGGGAGCGGAGCAGGCCGAGACAGCAGCUAACAGGAUAUGUAAGGUUCUGGCUGUGAAUCAAGAGAAUGAGAGGCUGAUGGAAGAAUAUGAGAGGCUAGCAAGUGAGCUUUUGGAAUGGAUUCGUCGCACAAUCCCCUGGCUGGAGAACCGGACUCCUGAGAAGACCAUGCAAGCCAUGCAGAAAAAGCUGGAGGACUUCCGGGAUUACCGCCGGAAGCACAAGCCCCCUAAGGUGCAGGAGAAGUGCCAGCUGGAGAUCAACUUCAACACCUUGCAGACCAAGCUGAGGAUCAGCAACCGGCCCGCCUUCAUGCCCUCUGAGGGCAAGAUGGUGUCGGAUAUCGCCGGCGCCUGGCAGCGGCUGGAGCAGGCGGAGAAGGGUUACGAGGAAUGGUUGCUCAACGAGAUACGGAGGCUGGAACGUGUGGAACACCUGGCGGAGAAGUUUAGGCAAAAGGCUUCAACGCACGAAACGUGGGCUUACGGCAAAGAACAGAUCUUGCUGCAGAAGGAUUACGAGUCGGCAUCGCUGACUGAGGUCCGGGCUCUGCUGCGGAAACAUGAGGCCUUUGAGAGCGACCUGGCGGCGCACCAGGACCGGGUGGAACAGAUCGCCGCCAUCGCGCAGGAGCUCAAUGAACUGGACUAUCAUGAUGCUGUGAAUGUCAAUGAUCGGUGCCAGAAAAUCUGUGACCAGUGGGACAGAUUGGGAACGCUCACUCAGAAGAGGAGAGAGGCUCUGGAGAGAACUGAGAAAUUGCUAGAAACCAUUGAUCAGCUUCACCUGGAGUUUGCCAAGAGGGCUGCUCCUUUCAACAACUGGAUGGAAGGUGCCAUGGAGGACCUGCAAGACAUGUUUAUUGUCCAUAGCAUUGAGGAAAUCCAGAGUUUGAUCACUGCCCACGAGCAGUUCAAGGCAACGCUGCCAGAGGCGGAUGGUGAGCGGCAGUCCAUCAUGGCCAUCCAGAACGAGGUGGAGAAGGUGAUUCAGAGCUACAGCAUCAGAAUCAGCUCGAGCAAUCCCUACAGCACUGUUACCAUGGACGAACUUCGGACCAAGUGGGACAAGGUGAAGCAGCUCGUGCCCAUCCGGGAUCAGUCCCUGCAGGAGGAGCUGGCGCGUCAGCAUGCCAAUGAACGCCUGCGGCGCCAGUUUGCUGCACAGGCCAAUGCCAUCGGGCCCUGGAUCCAGAACAAGAUGGAGGAAAUUGCCCGGAGCUCCAUCCAGAUCACAGGAGCCCUGGAAGACCAGAUGAAUCAGCUGAAGCAGUAUGAACACAACAUCAUUAACUACAAGAACAACAUCGACAAGCUGGAAGGCGAUCAUCAGCUCAUCCAGGAGGCCCUGGUCUUUGACAACAAGCACACUAAUUACACCAUGGAGCACAUUCGUGUUGGAUGGGAGUUGCUGCUGACAACCAUUGCCAGAACCAUCAAUGAAGUGGAGACCCAGAUCCUGACGAGAGAUGCAAAGGGCAUCACCCAGGAGCAGAUGAAUGAGUUCAGAGCCUCCUUCAACCACUUUGACAGGAGGAAGAAUGGCCUGAUGGAUCAUGAGGAUUUCAGAGCCUGCUUGAUUUCCAUGGGUUAUGAUUUGGGUGAAGCCGAAUUUGCCCGCAUUAUGACCCUGGUGGAUCCCAAUGGACAGGGCACUGUCACCUUCCAGUCCUUCAUCGACUUCAUGACUAGAGAGACGGCUGACACCGACACCGCCGAGCAGGUCAUUGCCUCCUUCCGAAUCCUGGCUUCCGAUAAGCCAUACAUCCUGGCAGAGGAGCUGCGUCGAGAGCUGCCCCCAGACCAGGCCCAGUACUGCAUCAAGAGGAUGCCUGCCUACUCAGGCCCAGGCAGCGUGCCCGGCGCCCUGGAUUACACCGCGUUCUCUUCCGCCCUCUACGGGGAGAGUGAUCUGUGAUGCUGAGGUUCUGUAAUUGUUGAUCCCAUCAGAACACAAUAAAAGCAGAAGUCACAGUUUGUUUCUUGGAAACUUUGACAAGCUUUAUUAAGAAAGAGAAAAAAUUUUUUGUAGCUCAGUAAUUGCCAGCAGCGUAACAUGGCUGAAACUAAAUUUCUACAGUAUGAGACACAGUGUGCUUCAUAAAUAGGUUACUUUAUUUCUGAAUUCUUAGCUAAAUGCAAGGAAGUAUCAGGUUUUUUGUUUCUUUGAUAAAACAAAGCAAAUUACUUGAGUAGUAUGAAAUUAGGAGGAUCUAGGGAUAGAAGAAAAGUAAAAAAUGGGAAAUUCCAAAAUGCCCAAGGUUCGACAC